This is a messenger RNA of Scomber japonicus (chub mackerel), 896 nucleotides long. RefSeq names its product ATP synthase peripheral stalk subunit OSCP (gene atp5po). Gene Ontology annotation, biological process: proton motive force-driven mitochondrial ATP synthesis. The transcript is spliced from 7 exons. The record is from RefSeq and is a predicted model, not a curated record. NCBI's taxonomy places the organism in Eukaryota, Metazoa, Chordata, Actinopteri, Scombriformes, Scombridae. Gene Ontology annotation, molecular function: proton-transporting ATP synthase activity, rotational mechanism. Bases 96 to 725 code for a protein of 209 amino acids.
UUGGGAAAAAAAACUACAUAACCCACAGUUAGACGGCUUCCUGUCAGCUGCACAUGCGCAGUCGUUUGUUCCACUCUGGACAGCUGUAGGAGAAAAUGGCAGCACACAUGCUAGGACAGCAGGCCCGCCAGUUCAGCACGUCUGUGAUCAGACCUGUGGCAAAGCUGGUUAGGCCUCCCAUCCAGGUUUAUGGAGUGGAGGGCCGCUAUGCCACUGCUCUUUUCUCUGCUGCCGCUAAGCAGAACAAACUGGACCAAGUGGAGCAGGAACUGGGAAAAGUGUCUUCCUUCAUCAAGGACCCCAAGAUUUCCAGUAUUGUAAUGAAUCCCCAUGUGAAGCGCAGCAUCAAGCAGAAGACCUUCCAUGAUGCUCUUGCAAAGGCUAAAGUCUCCCCCAUCACCGUCAACCUCAUCAAUGUUUUGUCUGACAAUGGUCGUCUGACUAUUACUGGUGAUGUCAUCACUGCUUUUGGCAAGAUGAUGAGCGCACACCGUGGAGAGGUCAUCUGCUCUGUCACCACUGCUCAGGCUUUGGAUGAGGCUAGUCUUUCUGAACUGAAAGUUGCUCUGAAGGGCUUUCUUCAGAAGGGGGAAACCAUCAAGCUGGAAACAAAGUCUGAUCCUGCAAUCCUGGGUGGCAUGAUCGUCAGUAUCGGUGACAAGUAUGUGGACAUGUCCACAAAAACAAAGAUUCAGAAGCUGACCAAGCUCAUCAGGGAAACCUAAGUCCUGUGGACUUAAUCUUGCAAAAGAUUGAAGAUGACCAUUGGGGGAAAUUCUGAUAAAUGUAUAUUGUCACCAAUUCUAACACUGCUAUUGCUCCAUAAAUCCAGUGUCUGUGCUUAAGUUCCUAUGGAUGUUAAUAAAAACUCUACAAAUAAAAAAUGGAAAAUGCUG